AUGGCGAUGCAGAUGCCAAAUAAAUCUCAAAAUGUGGAUCUUAAACAAUUUGCUUAUACUCCUAAAUCUUCCCUUCCAAGAUUGCCAAGGUAUGUACAACAUUCAGGGUACCCGUUGCUGGAAGAAAGGAAUGACCCUGUUCUCCAGGAAAGUUUUCUGCUGGAAUCUGAUGGUUCCAAAGAGGCUGGUUUCGUUGUAAGCAAGCAACCUGCAAGUUGGAAUGAAGGAAGCUGUUGGACAAUGCUUUCACAUGAAAAUUUCAAAGAAUCUUCAAUAAAUAAUAACUUGACUGAUGCAGAUAAAAGCAGCUCUUUGUUUUCAGAACCUUUCAGCGUAAACUUUGAGUUAGAUGAGGUUUGGGGUGAUUACGAUGACAGUAGCCUUGUGGACGCCAGCACAUUUUGUACUGAUAUGGAGAAAACUAAGACUUCAGAAUCUUCUCAUCUGGGAUUUAUAAAUACACACUUCCAGAACACCCAGAACCAAACUGCACAAAGCAAAUCUCCUGGUACACUUUUAAAAAGUUUUUCCAUAUUUAAAGAGAAACCUGAUAUCUGCCUGCCAAAAUCCACCUCUCCAUCAUUAACUCCACCAUCAAGUGUGAAACCACUUGCUGAAUAUGGCAAUAAAAAUAUUUUUUGCUUUCAGGAAGAAUAUAAUCUCCCACAAAAACCGAAACCUGUACAGUUGACUACAACCUCAGGUUCUUGCCAAGUUACUGGAAAGGAGGACUUUCUUAUAAGUAAGAAUAAAAUGACAGAAGAGGCUGGCCGCAGGUAAUGAAAAUGAUUUGUGAAAGUACUGCCCAAGCUUGGUCUGCAGUCUGCAUAAUUGUAUCUAGAUAGAUAUUUCAGAAAGGUCAUAAGAUUGCAAGUAACUUUCUUGAGCAUUCUAUGCAAAUAAUUAUAUUCUAACGCAACAGUUUGGUUUAAUAGCACUAUAUAUUGUGCUGCAGAUAAAAUAAUCUGAUCUUACAAGGUUUGGUAUAGUAAACUGAAAUGUUUAUUGGAUGCUUUCUUUUUCCUAGGCAACAGCUUUCUGAUGAUGACGAAAUUAAGCUUUACUUUGGGAUAUUUGAUGGCAUUUUCUAACACCAGUAAACAAACGUACAUUGCUGGUGAUGAAGCAUAAGCACUCAUUUUGAGGAUGAGAUCUUCAAAUACCCAGUCUGGAUUUUUUACUUUUGAUGUAUAGCAGUUCAUUAAUAGUCAGUUUUGCUACAUACAGUAAUGACCAGAAUACUAUACGGUUUGCUUGCAGUAUUUAAUGUACAAUGCAUCUUUAAUAGUUAUUUAAAUAACUUUGUUUACAUGAGGUUUCUGUUCAUAAUAUUGUAGAAGAUAAAGCCCUUUGCAAGCCUUUUAUUAAAGGGGAUUGUUUUUGAGCCAAGCUAUUUGUUUUGUUUCAAAUUAUACCCAGUCUUAUUCUUGGAAAUAAGAUUAUCCGUGUAAUAUGCAUUUCCUAGGUAAAUACAUUUGUGAACAAUGCCUAUGUUAUCCCUGGAAAAAUAUCUUCUUGGUAGGAUUUUUUUUUAUUGGGCACUUAUUCACAUUAAACUGAUUUUAUAAUGACUAUACAUUAUGUGAAACAAUGAGUUUUUUAAAUAAAAUGGAAUAAAGUUA
This is a messenger RNA of Lacerta agilis (Sand lizard), 1622 nucleotides long. RefSeq names its product probable ATP-dependent DNA helicase HFM1. The transcript has 7 exons. The record is from RefSeq and is a predicted model, not a curated record. The coding region runs from base 1 to 780 and encodes 259 amino acids. Lineage: Eukaryota; Metazoa; Chordata; Lepidosauria; Squamata; Lacertidae.